CACCACGUCAAUAAGGUGCUAUUUAUAGAUGAUACACAUCCUACCAAUGUUCACAAUCAUUUUUGCUUGUCUUUAACACCGUCACUCUCUCACAUAAACUGAACUAAAUUGACUGACAAUAGCCCCUUUAUUCUCAAGCAGUUACAGCUCUGCUAACAGCUAGAUAGUGCUACAGGUCGGUGGCAGCCGGUUAUGACGUAUGUACAUGCGCAGCAGCAGCAGCAGCAGCUGAGCAGGAUGCAUGGUAGCAACUGUGUUGUUAUUUGAUGGGAGAUCACACGGAAACUGGAUUAGAUCCGUCGUUUUAUUCGGUGUUGUCGAGGGCUGUAUGGAAAUCUGGUGCAGUUAUGCAACUAACCUGCAGGAUAUGCAAGUGUUGGUUGCAUUUGCAGCCCCAAUAAGGCUGCAGAGUUAGCAUUGUGAUAGCAAAGGAAACCUGCUUUGUGCACGCUAGUUUUUGCAGUUUUGCAGUUUCUCUGGGAAUGCAUCUCUCCAAGAAAUGCUCCGUCUUCAAAGUGGUGCUGAGUGCUCUGAUGAUAGUGGCGCUCCUGCAGCUCAUCUACCUCUCCUUCUUGUCCCAGUUUCACGGUAAGCAGCAGAGGUACAGGUUCUCGAAGCUCUUUGGAGGCUCUGGGGGCAAAAAAGAUGGGCACCAAGAGAAGAACUCGAGGAAGGAGCGUCUGAGGUACUCCCUGUCCACUGGUGGGAUCUUUGACAACAGUGGUCAGUACAGGGUGUACAAGAACUUGAUCAAAAGUGACUUCACCACCAAUCUGAAGCCAGGAUCUGACUCCACCUCCAAUGUCCUGGCUCUAGCCACACACACAACCAUCAACAACCUGCAUCACCUGGAGUCUCUUGUGGAAAGGUGGCACAACCCUCUCUCUGUGGCCAUAUUCGCACACGGGCAGGAUGUCAAGUUUGCCACAGCUCUGGUGUACGCACUCAGCUUCUUCUGCCCUCAAAUCCAGUCCUUGGUGGACUUCCACUUGGUCUGCCUCUCUGGGGAGAUGGCCAGUUUCCCUGAGCAGGACCGUGAACACUUCGCAGGGCUUGAGGACUGUGCGUCUGUGUUUUCCAGACUGGAGUCCCACAGGGAUAAAUACAAGAACUACGCCAUCAGUGGGAACGUCUCCUACCCCAAUAACCUUCUUCGCAACGUCGCCCGAGGUGGCACAGAGUCCUCCUACGUUUUGGUCAUCGACAUCGACAUGAUGCCGAGCGCUGACCUGCACCAGCAGUUCCUGGCCUUGAUCGUGAGGCGUGAGCCGGUGAUCGAGGAGGUGUUCGUGUUGCCCGCCUUCGAGAUCCGCCACGCCCGGAAGAUGCCCGCCAACAAGGCCGAGUUGGUGCAGCUCUACCAGGUCGGCGAGGUCAGGCCCUUUUACGAAGAGCUGUGUCCUCGCUGUCAGGCCCCCACCAACUACUCCCGGUGGGUCAACAGCCACGUUAGAGAGACAGGAACCCUGGAAGUCGCCUACACGCUCACCUGGGUGGACCCCUGGGAGCCUUUCUACAUCGGGCCCCACACUGUGCCCCUCUACGAUGAGAACUUCAAGCAAUAUGGCUUCAAUCGUAUCAGCCAGGCCUGCGAGCUCCACGUGGCCGGAUUCAAGUUCUCGGUGCUGAGCUCAGCCUUCGUGGUGCACCGGGGCUUCAAGAUCCAGGGGGAGUUCCACGCCAGGAAGGACGAGGAGAACAAACGCAACCGGGUUCUGUUUCGCAGCUUCAAAGAGGGCCUGAAAACCAAAUACCCAUCCUCCAACCGACGGUGCUGAAACGAGAUGAGGGCUACACAUCCUGCCUCUACAGUUUUCUUAAUUUUAGAAAGGCUAUCUCUUCCCAACACGUCCUAGCUUUUCUUUGAUUUUUUUUUGUGAUGACGGCACAGCAGGAGUUUCAUCUAAUGCAACGCUCGGGUUUAUUUCAAGUCCCUCUGAAAGUGAGCAGCAGGGAUCUCUGGGGAUCUCUGAGAAGUAAGAAAUGAUCAUUCAAGACUGUAAAACUGGUUAGCAGCUUUUUUUAAUCAAAUGCAUAUCCAACAUCUGGAUGGCCAUUUGAUCGACAUUAAUGUUUAAAGCAAAUGAGGUACAUUUUCUAUUUUAAAACAUUUUUGAGCUUGUCCAGAUACGAAAAUAGACACGGAUGUGACUGCAAGCCAAAGCGUCUCUACAUAUUCACUCAGAGAGAGAUCCUGUGAAACACAAAGUUAAAGGUUCGACACUUCAUGACAGCUGAUCAAAGAUUGCCUCGUUCCUCAAAGUCCAACUGAAAUCACAUUUAGUCUGUCAAAAGCCAUUAAUAGUUGAGUUUUUUUAUUAAAAAAAGAAAGAAAAAAGGGUCUUUCUAUCCCAAAGAUAGAACUGUGAUGUUAUCGCUACUACAAUAUGACUGGCUGCUGUACGAAAACAAGUUUUCCGUACACGUGGAAAAUAAACUGACUGGUUAAUGCAAAUAUAGGGGGCACAAUCAGGAAAAGGGAGAAUUACUGGUAUAUAUUUUUUUGGUUUCAUGAUUGUGCCCCUUAUAUUUACCUCCGCCAAGGCCAAGGGUCUAUAUGCAAAUCAAUUUCAGUUGGACUUUAAAUUUGGGUCAACAAAACUCUAGCCUGGUUCAAGACAUUUUUAUCAGAUAUUUUCAGCUAUUCCAUAAUAAUAAUAACAAUGAAGUGAAAGUCUGAUUACCAGGUUAACUACAAUCCCAGUUUUCCACAAAUGUAUCACUAGAUUUUCAGUAUGAAUGUCGUGUCAAUCAAUGAUGUGGUCCGACCACCAGGUGGCAGCGGAUACUUGUGUGAGUGUUAAGUGCAGUGUUGCAGUGAAUAUUUGAGCCUGAAGUGAGUGUUAAAACACUUACAUCAGAACACAGGGAUUACACAACAACAUGCAGUGUUGUUUGGCGCUCAGGGGGAUGUAAAUGUACGCCGCGCCACAUCUGUCAGCACAUUUUCAGACGUUCUCAUCGCAAACUGUCUGAAGAGAUCACCCCACAGGUCAUGAGGACAACAAAGCACUGGGAAACUUUACAUAGAACAUUGUACGACACAAUGAUUUCACCAACACUGUGGGAAACUACUGUAUUAUAACACGGAGGAUCUGACGCUGGGAGUCGGUUAGAUUAUUCUCUAUAUGAUGUGGGCUACAGGUGGAAAUACUGCACAAUCAAAAUGUUAACCACGAAUAAAUAAGCCUGUGUUAUCGAAAUGUUUAUCUCAACACCACUACAAAAUAUCUCAUAUUAUUCUGUAACUUACAGCACAUAUCAUCUUUAAACCUUGACUAUCACUCUUAUUAUAUAAACAGCAUAUGUACUGUAUGCAUAUACAAAACAUGUUUGGUUACUUUUAAGUGUUAAGUUGUAAUUUUGGAGAAUACUUGUAGUGUUUUGUGAUAUAUUUAUUGUGAAAAUCUUUUUUCCUUCAAAUGGAAUUAGUUGAACCAUCUUUUUUAAAAAUGACCCCAAGCAGGAAAACUGUAGCAUGAAAUUGUGUUUAGUGCGGAAAAAGUGAUCAUUUUUUGUUUUAGAACCACUAUAAACUCAUUUUAAUUUGGUAUUUUUUUGGAGUGAGAUCAAUUUAAUGUUGUGUGAUGAUGUGAUGUGAUGUUUCAUUUCUCAUGUCUUUUCCUUACUUGAAUUCUUUUUUUUUUUUGUAUUUAUUUUUUUCUUUUGUGUUCACAAAAUACAAUGCCUGAUUUGUAUUGUUGGGACUUCUAUUAAACCUACUGGAUGACUUUUAUUAGACCCA
Molecule: messenger RNA, 3745 nt
Organism: Sebastes umbrosus (honeycomb rockfish)
Lineage: Eukaryota; Metazoa; Chordata; Actinopteri; Perciformes; Sebastidae
Gene: b4gat1
Product: beta-1,4-glucuronyltransferase 1
Exons: 2
Coding region: 483-1778 (431 amino acids)
Molecular function (GO): glucuronosyltransferase activity
Source: RefSeq, a predicted model, not a curated record